This is a messenger RNA of Penicillium cinerascens, 1749 nucleotides long. RefSeq names its product NAD-dependent malic enzyme. The transcript is spliced from 8 exons. Gene Ontology annotation, cellular component: mitochondrion. Lineage: Eukaryota; Fungi; Ascomycota; Eurotiomycetes; Eurotiales; Aspergillaceae. Gene Ontology annotation, biological process: malate metabolic process; pyruvate metabolic process. The coding region runs from base 1 to 1749 and encodes 582 amino acids. Gene Ontology annotation, molecular function: malate dehydrogenase (decarboxylating) (NAD+) activity; NAD binding. The record is from RefSeq and is a predicted model, not a curated record.
AUGCGGUCCACCGCCAUCAUGUCCGCCAUCAAGAACUCCAAGUUCAGCCGCUUACCGCGAGCGAUGUCUGGACCGCUGAAAUGCCCGUUGGAAGGCCCAGCUCUUCUCCACUCGUCGCGCUUCAGCAAAGGCUCUGCCUUUCCGGAUGAUGAGCGAGCCGCUUUCAAGCUCCAUGGACUGCUCCCGCCUAAUGUCCAGACCCUGGAUGAACAGGUGGUGCGGGCUUACCAGCAGUACAGCAGCAGGGACAGUGACUUGGCCAAAAAUACCUUCAUGGCAAGCAUGAAGGCGCAGAAUGAAGUACUGUACUACAAGCUGUUACAAAAUCACCUCAAAGAGAUGUUUCCGAUCAUCUACACUCCCACCGAAGGCGAUGCUAUCCAGAACUACUCCCGGUUGUUCCGAAAGCCCGAGGGGUGUUUCUUGAACAUCAGGGAUCAGGAUUCCAUUGAUGAGUCUCUUUCUAACUUCGGAGGUGCGGAUGAAGUUGAUUAUAUCGUUGUGAGCGAUGGAGAAGAGAUUCUGGGUAUCGGGGAUCAAGGCGUUGGCGCCAUCCUCAUCUCAGUUGCCAAGUUGGUCAUCACCACCCUAUGUGCCGGUAUUCAUCCAUCGCGCCAGUUACCGGUGGUGCUUGAUUGUGGAACAAACAACCAAGAGCUUCUCAAUGAUGACCUUUAUUUGGGCCUGCGACAGCCCCGUGCAAGAGGGGAGGAAUAUGAUGAGUUUGUGGACAACUUUGUCAAGGCUGCGCGGAAGCGUUUCCCAAAGGCUUACAUCCACUUCGAGGACUUUGGUCUCCGAAAUGCAAGAAAAAUCCUGGACAAGUAUCAAUCUCAAAUUUCCUGCUUCAAUGAUGAUAUCCAAGGCACGGGUUGUGUCACACUGGCAGCAAUGACGGCAGCCUUGCAUGUCAGCAAUAUCAAGCUGGACGAGGUCCGCGUUGUGAUAUUUGGUUCGGGAACAGCUGGCACUGGCAUUGCAGACCAGAUUGCGGAUACUAUCGCGACGGAGACACACAAAUCAAAGACCGAAGCAUCGAAGCAAAUAUGGUGUAUCGACAAACCAGGUCUUCUCGUCAAAUCGCUCGGAGACAGCUUGACUCCAGGUCAAGUUCCCUUCGCAAGGGAAGACGACGAAUUGCCAGAGGGGAAACAGCGUGAUCUACUCUCGGUAGUGCAACACGUCAAACCCCAUGUCCUUAUUGGAACAUCUACAAAGCCCAAGGCAUUCACGGAGGAGAUUAUUCGGGAGAUGGCCAAGCAUGUGGAACGCCCCAUCGUGUUCCCUCUGAGCAACCCAACACGCCUUCACGAGGCUCAACCAAACGAUCUCUACAAAUGGACAGACGGGCGAGCCCUCGUUGCUACAGGUAGCCCAUUCCCCCCUGUGGAAUAUGGAGGUGCCAAAUACGAGAUUGCGGAGUGCAACAACUCGACUUGUUUCCCCGGAAUCGGUCUCGGAGCAGUUCUAUCGCGAAGCCGCCUUCUCUCAAAGAAGAUGCUUGUAGCAGCCGUUGAAGCGCUGAAGGCACGGUCACCUGCUCUUGAAGACCCCAACGCACCCCUUCUACCCGAUGUUGAGGAUGUACGGGAAAUCAGUGUGGAUAUCGCUGCCGGGGUGAUUAAAUGUUCUGUCGAGGAAGGACUGGCGCAGGAAGAGGGAAUUCCUUCAGACGAUGCCGAAUUAAGGGAAUGGAUUCAGGCGCAGAUGUGGGAAGCUGUGUAUUACCCCUUGGAAAGGGCAGAUUAG